Momordica charantia (bitter melon) is the source of this 1546-nucleotide messenger RNA. RefSeq names its product ATP synthase gamma chain, chloroplastic. NCBI's taxonomy places the organism in Eukaryota, Viridiplantae, Streptophyta, Magnoliopsida, Cucurbitales, Cucurbitaceae. The record is from RefSeq and is a predicted model, not a curated record. Gene Ontology annotation, cellular component: chloroplast thylakoid membrane. Gene Ontology annotation, molecular function: proton-transporting ATP synthase activity, rotational mechanism. Gene Ontology annotation, biological process: proton motive force-driven ATP synthesis.
CACAUAGAAGCGGAAACCCAUCUAAAGGGAAAGUUGAAAUCCGCUUAGCAGACCCUCUUCUCUAAAGCGGAGCCCGAGAAGAUCGUCCAUUAAAGAUCAUGGCUUGCUCAAACUUCACAAUGUGGGUCUCCUCAAAACCGUCUCUAUCCGACGCCUCCGCACUUUCUUUCCGGCCUUUCAACCCUCUUCAUAAUCCGGCUCAGGGCUCCCCCGCCGGCAAUGCCUCGCGAUUUUCAUCUGUCACUCCGAUUCAGUGCGGUCUUCGUGAGCUCCGAGAACGAAUCGAUUCGGUGAAGAACACCCAGAAAAUUACCGAGGCUAUGAAGCUUGUUGCUGCUGCAAAAGUGCGUAGAGCUCAAGAAGCUGUUGUUAACGGAAGACCAUUUUCGGAAUCUCUCGUUGAAGUUCUUUACAGUAUCAACGAGCAGCUCCAAACCGAAGAUAUAGACGUUCCUCUGACAAAAGUCCGACCGGUCAAGAAGGUUGCUCUGGUUGUUGUUACUGGGGAUCGAGGUCUUUGCGGCGGUUUCAAUAACUCGAUCAUCAAAAAGGCAGAAGCCAGAAUCGCAGAAUUGAAGAACCUUGGCCUUGACUAUACUGUAAUUAGCGUCGGUAAGAAGGGGAACUCGUAUUUCCUUCGCCGGCCUUACAUUCCAGUCGACAGAUUCCUCGAGGGCGGCUCACUUCCCACAGCUAAGGAAGCCCAAGCCAUAGCAGACGACGUUUUUUCCCUCUUUAUCAGCGAAGAGGUCGAUAAAGUCGAGCUUCUUUACACCAAAUUCGUGUCAUUGGUUAAAUCCGACCCCGUGAUCCACACUUUGCUUCCACUCUCACCAAAGGGAGAGAUUUGUGACAUUAAUGGCGUUUGCGUGGAUGCCGCAGAGGACGAAUUCUUCAGAUUGACGACAAAGGAAGGAAAAUUGACCGUAGAGAGAGAUGCCGUGAGGACAAAAACCUCAGAAUUCUCCCCAAUUUUGGAGUUUGAGCAGGACCCAGUUCAGAUUCUUGAUGCUUUAUUACCUCUCUACUUGAACAGUCAAAUUUUGAGGUCAUUACAGGAGUCAUUAGCAAGUGAGCUCGCGGCCAGAAUGAGCGCCAUGAGCAAUGCGACUGAUAAUGCAAGCGAGUUGAAGAAGACGCUCUCAAUUGUCUACAACAGACAGCGCCAAGCCAAGAUCACUGGCGAGAUAUUGGAGAUUGUUGCUGGUGCCAACGCUUUGACUUAAAAGGUCAAUUAAGCAACUUUUAGGUACUUUCCACUGAGAAUUCAUUAAAAUAUGCCCGUUUAAGAACUAAAACAUAUUUAACAAAUUCGUUAUAAGUCUCGUCCCAUUAUAAACACUGUGCAACGAGACAAUGGGGGCAACGUGUCUUGGAAAAUAAGACAAUUCUCUACUCGUGGUUUUGAAUUCUAUCCACUUUUUAGUCUUUUUGACGCUAUGAUUGUUUAUAGUUCCUGUAAUAUUUGCACUUUCUGGUGCAGCUCUGCUUAAUUGAAGCGCUGUUCAAAUAUAAUUAUAUAAUAUAUAUAUAUACAUAAACGUAA